GCAUCUGCGACUGAACCAGUAUCUGUCCAAGCUGAAGUAACUCUUGCAACAAAUUAUUUUGCUCUUGUUGAUUUUUGCAAUGAAAUUUUCCCAUUAUUGCGACCCCAUGCAAGAGUUGUUAACAUUUCAAGUUCUUCUGGCCAUUUGCUUCGAAUUCCUGGGGAAGAAAUACGCAAACAAUUCUUGAAUCCUGACCUUUCUGUGGACUUGUUGUCAAAAUUAAUGCAAAGUUACGUCACCGCUGCUAAAAAUGGAAACCAUGAAGCUCUGGGUUGGGGCUCUAGUUCUUAUGUUGUUUCAAAAGUGGGUGUAAGCAAGCUUUCUUUUAUUCAACAAGCCACAUUUGAUAAAAAUGGACCAGAAGAUGUUAUUGUAAAUGCAGUGCACCCUGGAUAUGUUGAUACAGAUAUGACAAGUCACAAAGGGCCAUUGACAAUUGAGGAAGGUGCUGCUGCCGCUAUCUACUUGUCUUUACUUCCUCAGAAUAUUGCACAACCACGUGGUGCCUACAUUUGGCAUGACAAAAGAGUUGUGGACUGGACAAAACCUCCUCCUGCGGUUGUUUAGCACGUUCAAUUCCUUUUCCCAACAAAUGCUUUUGUGCAAUUUAAAAAAAUAAAGCUCAUCUUAAAUAGAAAA
Frankliniella occidentalis (western flower thrips) is the source of this 639-nucleotide messenger RNA. Its product is annotated as carbonyl reductase [NADPH] 1-like. Gene Ontology annotation, molecular function: carbonyl reductase (NADPH) activity. The record is from RefSeq and is a predicted model, not a curated record. Lineage: Eukaryota; Metazoa; Arthropoda; Insecta; Thysanoptera; Thripidae.